GGUACCUAAUUUUAUAGAAAUAAUCGUAAAUUGGCGAAGAAAUUAGAAAUUUCCCGAACCCAUAUAUUUGGAUAGUGGGAAUCAGUCGCCUUUCUGACUUCAGCCCAGCCUUAAGCGAGGACAAAUCUUGUGCUCCCUGAUAGAUCCCUUAUGUAUAUACAAUGUCUCAACACGGUGCUGCUUUGCAAACUUACAAUCAAGAAUUAGUCAAAUAUUUAGAAGGAAUGAAAUUACGUCGUUCUGUGUUACAAUCUCGAAUUGAAAUUCAAAAAGAAGAAAAAAAUAACCUGCAAAAAAAAAUAGAACAAAUGUCGUAUCAACUAACAUGUUUAAAUGAUAAUCUCGAGAAAAGCCUGUCUGUACGGGAUGAAUAUGAUAAAAUUAUAACUGAUACAGAGACAGCUUAUAUCAAAAUUUUAGAGAGCUCUCAAUUACUAUUAAAUUUAACAAAACGAGAGGCAACAAAUUUCGAUCAAACUCUUAUGAAAAAAAAUCUACGUUAAUAAUUUCAUAGGAAUAACAAAUAAAUACAACAAAAAUAAUAUUGCUCAUAAAAUGAUUCAUUCCCGAGAGAAGUAUUUUUUUCUAUAAGCUGCUUUAUUACAUCGUCUGUGCAUAAAUUAAUAGAUAAAAUAUAUGUGCAUUUAAAGAAAGAAAUAAUUAAUUCUUUAAAUUCAGUAUUUUAUUUUCAACAAAAUUAUUUACAUUCAAAAAUUUUGUAUAGCAUAAAAU
Chelonus insularis is the source of this 732-nucleotide messenger RNA. Its product is annotated as Sjoegren syndrome nuclear autoantigen 1 homolog. The transcript is spliced from 3 exons. Bases 162 to 503 code for a protein of 113 amino acids. NCBI's taxonomy places the organism in Eukaryota, Metazoa, Arthropoda, Insecta, Hymenoptera, Braconidae. Gene Ontology annotation, cellular component: centrosome; ciliary basal body. The record is from RefSeq and is a predicted model, not a curated record.